AUGUGAUCUUGAGAACAGAACGUCAAGAAGCCCAUUCAUCCACCUCCCACAUUGGCUUAGCAGAUCAAUUAGUGGUACUGGUGAUUUGGUGAAUCCACCAACACUCCUCCAUCCCUCCAUAGCCUAGGUUUUCCAACCAUGCGAUUCUCCCCGCAUCUCCGCCGUCUUCUCCACCUCCGCCACUUCUCCACUCCAUCAUUUCGCCCUCCUCCACCCUCUCUCACUGCCCUAAAACCCCAUUUCACACCCCCAUCAAAACCCCACCACCUCCCUUCACUCCUCCCUUUUCCCCUCAGAUCGUUCACCACCCAACCUUCUCAAACGUCCCAGGACAAUGACCAAAUUUCCCUUUCUCUCUCCUCCGAACUCCUUAAACCCUCCGACCAACCCGACUCCCUCUCCCUCUCGCAACGCUUAGACCUCUCAUUCUCUCACAUUACUCUCUCUCCUUCCCUGAUUCUUCAAACGCUCAACAAAUCAUCCGACGCCGGUCGCAAUGCUUUCGAUUUCUUCAAAUGGGUAUCCUCUAAAUCCCCCGAUUUCCAGCUCACUGAUGAGGUAUACUCUUUAUUCGUUGAUUAUUUUGGUCGUAGGAAGGAUUUUAAGAUCAUUCAUGAUAUUCUUGUUGGUGGGAAAGGUGUCAUUGGGUCUAAAACUUUCGCUGCGUCGAUCGACCGCCUCGUUCGAGCCGGUAGAGCGACGCAGGCAGUCUCGUUUUUUGAUAGGAUGGAGAAUGAAUACGGCAUAGUUAGGGAUAGGAAAUCGUUAGAUUAUAUUGUUACUAAACUUUGUGAACACAAGUAUCCUAAUUAUGCUGAGAAAAUGGUUAAGAACCUUGCUAAUGAGUUUUUCCCUAAUGAGUAUGUGUGUGAUGUGUUGAUCAAAGGGUGGUGUGUUGAUGGGAAACUUGAGGAGGCUAGAAGGUUAGCCAGGGAGAUGUACAGGGGUGGGUUCGAGCUAGGAACAGUGGCUUAUAAUUCAAUCCUUAAUUGUAUUUGUAAGCUUUGUAGGGAGAAGGACCCUUCUCGGCUUCAGUCUGAAGCUGAUGAUGUUUUAGUUGAUAUGGAUGCGGCUGGUGUGCCGCGAAACACUGAGACCUUUAAUGUGCUGUUGUCGAAUUUGUGUAAGAUUCGUAAAACUGAGGAUGCUAUGAAGUUGUUUCAUAGGAUGGGUGAGUGGGGGUGCUACCCUAAUGCCACCACGUUUCUUAUACUCACUAGGAGUUUGUAUCAGGCUGCUAGGAUUGGGGAGGGAGAUGAGAUGAUUGAUAGGAUGAAAUCAGCUGGAUUUGGUGAUUGUCUUGAUAAAAAGGCUUACUUUGGUUUUUUGAAGAUCCUUUGUGGAAUUGAGAGGAUUAAUCCUGCUUUAAAUGUGUUUGCUAAGAUGAAAGCGGAUGGAUGUAAACCGGGGGUCCAGACUUAUGACUUAUUGGUUAGAAAGUUGUAUGCUCAUGGUCGUGUUGAAAAGGCUAAGGCUCUUUUCAGUGAAGCUGUUUGUAAUGAGGUUCCAGUCCAGUCUAAGGAUUAUAAGGUAGAUCCUAGAUUUGUAAAGAAGACGAAGGUUGUCAAGAAGAAGGGUAAGAAGCGGCUCACAUUGCCUGAGAAGACGGUGUUGAAAAGGAAAAACCUCAGGAAGCACAAUUUGAGUUUUGUAAAGAAGCCAAAAAAGAUGAUGCAGAGGAUGCAAUGAUCUAGUUUUUGUUCAGUUGCUUUAUGGUUCAUGGCUCGAAUACACAUGGUGCUAAGCCACCCCAUAUGCUUUUACCUCUCAACGCGGUUAAUUUGCCAUGUAGGGAGAUAAGGAGGUCAGUGGUUGAACGCGAUCAACAUUCCUAUCAGAAGAUAUCUCGUGCUUAAUUGUGGUGAAGAAUGAUAAAUGAUUCAACUGAUUUGUUUCACUAAAGCAUCUUCGUUUUAGACGAGUGCAACGUAGGCUAUUACUGUGAAGGCCCUGGUACAAUAUUUUGCUUGUUUAUCUGCAAUGUCUCACAUUCUCACUUUAACCACUUGUGUUGAGGUGAAUAGUUGGGUUUCUGUAGCAUUUCAGUUUUAUCAGACUACCCAGGGUUUGUAUGCCAGUGUUAGGGCUGCAAAUGAGCUGUGUUGAGCCAAGUAUUAACCUUAUCGAGCUGAGCUUGUUAAGAAUAUCUGGUGUUUAAGCAAGCUCGAGCUUGAACGAACUUCGAAUAAAUGCAUAAUCAUAAAAAAAAAUCUUAGACUAUUGGAAAA
This is a messenger RNA of Spinacia oleracea (spinach), 2228 nucleotides long. RefSeq names its product pentatricopeptide repeat-containing protein PNM1, mitochondrial. Bases 139 to 1689 code for a protein of 516 amino acids. Lineage: Eukaryota; Viridiplantae; Streptophyta; Magnoliopsida; Caryophyllales; Amaranthaceae. The record is from RefSeq and is a predicted model, not a curated record. Gene Ontology annotation, molecular function: protein binding. The transcript is spliced from 2 exons. Gene Ontology annotation, biological process: mitochondria-nucleus signaling pathway; chloroplast-nucleus signaling pathway. Gene Ontology annotation, cellular component: chloroplast.